AUGGCGUCCAACGACGGUCCACCGCUGUCCCUGCGUCCAUUUCCCGUUGCUGACAACAAGAGCAAGAGCAUCGGCGAGUUCGUCGCGCGCGUCAAUGCCCAACCUGGCGGAUUCCGAGCCCUCACGGCGGACAAGCUGAGGGAGGAGAUCAAAAUCAGCGAGGAGAAUGGCGUGGCCGGGCCGGACGGCGACGCCAUGUCGGACGACGAUGACCAAGACGGGGUCGACAACGACGACGACGACGAGGCCGCCAAGGAUCCCCUCCUGGCCCGCCUCGAAGUCCUCAAGAACCUCGACGUCGCCGGGAACACGGCCAUGCUGACCCUCGACACCCUCUCCCUCCUCCUCUCCAAGCAGAACCCGACGCACGCCGGCCUCACCCUCUCCCAGCAGCUCCGCGACAUGGUCGGCAUCGGCACCCUCGGCGCCGACAAGCUCGGCGAACCCACCGUCAACGAGGCGAGGACCAAGGAGCAGGCCGAGGUCGCCAUCGGAUGGACCCUGAUGGAGAUUGACAAGGCACGCAACGCCGCCCGCGAGGCGACCGCCUUUCUGGACCGUGAGGUCGCCGCCGAAAGCAAGUACUGGGAGGAUGUCCUGGCCGUCAAGCAGGCCGGCUGGUCCGUUUGCAAGGUGCCGAAGGAGAGAAACACGCUGGGCGUCAGGUUCGGCUUCUCGGAGGCGGCGCCCGAGUUCAAGAGCAACAGUCUCGCCCCGAUGCGGAGAGGCGACGACGGCGCCGUCGAGCUUGAUCUCGACCGCUUAGGCGGCGUCUCCGAGGGCCUCGUUGUCACAUACGAGAAGAACGGCAAGGUCGUCGGCCGGUCUGUCCCCCGCCGACGACGCGACGACACCUCGCUCGAGCACCGCAUCCUCGAGGCCCGCAACACCAUCUUCACCCAGGAACUCUGGCACGAGCUGACCCGGGAGUCGCGGGCGCUGAUGGCCUACGAUGUCCGAUUCGAAGGACGACGGCUCCUGUUCGACGUCGACAAGUCGACCAGGAUCACCUUCGAGCUGCUGUCCCUCGAUUCCUGCCCCGCAGACGACUCGACGCUGCCCGAGUCCGACACGGCCGAGGCGAUCUCCUCGUCACUGCACAUCCUGCUCAGCUACGCUCACAGGUACAACGAGCUUAUGAGGACUCGGCCCCUGCCGCCGCACGUCUCUCGCUCCAGGGGCCAGCAGACCUACACGCUGCUGCGGCCCAUCAUCGCCCGCGCCAUGUACAUGCUCAACGUGCGCGCCUGCACCCGUCACGCCGCCAACCUCGUCAAGGCCAUCAGGAAGACGGGCCUGCCUGCCUCCUUUGCCCUGCACACGACGCAGGCCUGCACCGCCGACGCCGGCCCUGGCGGCCCCAACCAGCCGUCAGCCACGCAGACGUUGAUCCGACAUAUGUUGCAGCCUCUCGAAUUCACCAUCAGGCUCACCAUCCUUGCCGAUACUUCGCUCACCAUCCGAGGCCGCACCUUUCUCCUCCCCUUCACCGGCAGCUACUACCACGUUCACCUACCAGCCGACUCGCCGCUCAAGGGGUCGGACGCCCCCCUGGCCGACGGGUACUCCACCCUCGCCGCCCUGGCGGACUACACGCACGCCGCAGUUGCCCGCUCCCUCGGCCGGCACGCAUUUGCCCGACUCGUUCGCUCGUUUCCCAAAGUCGAAUGGUCCCGCGACAUGAUCGGCACGAGCAUCCGCGACGGCGAUGCCGACGAUCCGCUCGUCCACCUUUCCGUCGAGAGCCGAGACGCCUAUCCCGCCAUCGUGCUCGCCGGCGUCGUCAGGGCACAGGGCAGGCGGGACCUCAGGACGUGGACGUGGACCUCUUCGGAACAAGAGGCCAGCGAAAGCCAGACGCUGGAGGAAUCGGUCGAUGAGAUUGCUUCCAGGGCUACCUCAUAG
This is a messenger RNA of Drechmeria coniospora, 1905 nucleotides long. RefSeq names its product RNA polymerase II mediator complex component SRB4. The transcript has 3 exons. Gene Ontology annotation, biological process: regulation of transcription by RNA polymerase II. The coding region runs from base 1 to 1905 and encodes 634 amino acids. Gene Ontology annotation, molecular function: transcription coregulator activity. The record is from RefSeq and is a predicted model, not a curated record. Lineage: Eukaryota; Fungi; Ascomycota; Sordariomycetes; Hypocreales; Ophiocordycipitaceae. Gene Ontology annotation, cellular component: mediator complex; core mediator complex.